Messenger RNA from Cryptomeria japonica (Japanese cedar), 405 nucleotides. Its product is annotated as protein TAPETUM DETERMINANT 1-like. Gene Ontology annotation, biological process: cell fate determination. The transcript has 2 exons. The record is from RefSeq and is a predicted model, not a curated record. Bases 1 to 405 code for a protein of 134 amino acids. NCBI's taxonomy places the organism in Eukaryota, Viridiplantae, Streptophyta, Pinopsida, Cupressales, Cupressaceae.
AUGGAAGAUUCACUAUCCAAUCUGACGAAUGACAGUGUGAAUUCAAGCUAUAAAAACCCUAGGCUGUUGGGUGUGCGUAUUCCGGAGAGAAUAGGGCAAGGUUGUGCAAAAGAAGACAUAGUAGUGAAUCAGAGCCCCGAAUCCCCCAUGCCAAACGGAGUUCCAUCAUACAGUGUAGAAAUUCAGAAUUUGUGCAGCACAGGCUGCUCGAUAGCACAAGUACACGUCACCUGCGGAUGGUUCAGCUCUGCAGUAGAGAUAGAUCCAAAAUUAUUCAAGCGUUUGAGCUACAACGACUGCCUUGUCAACAAUGGGCGUCCCAUAAAAGCCGGAGGAUCCGUAUCCUUCGUUUAUGCACAAACUUAUAAAUAUCCCAUUGCAGUCUCCUCUGUGAAAUGUGUCUAA